This is a messenger RNA of Angiostrongylus costaricensis, 2751 nucleotides long. NCBI's taxonomy places the organism in Eukaryota, Metazoa, Nematoda, Chromadorea, Rhabditida, Metastrongylidae. The record is from the annotation of a GenBank genome assembly.
AUGGACGAAGCCAACGGUGACCUAUAUCUAAUCCGAAAAAUUCGCGAUCUGGCCGGACAGCAGAUAUCCGUGCUCUACUGGGAGAUUGACGGCAGAGUUUUCGGGAAGGAGGAGAAGCAGAUCACCUUCGACAUAGGGCACAGUGGCGCCGCUGUGCCUUAUUUAAGUGAAGAAGUUCUCCACGUCAAUGUGUCCGAGACCGCUGUGAUUGGAACUGUCAUCGUCACAGUGAAUGUUACAAGUUCCGAUCCAUCUACUCCACCGUUGUACAGCUUCUUGGAGCCGAGCAAUCGAUUUUUCAUCGAUCAAUACUCGGGCGAUGUGGCUAUUGUUGAGAAUUUGCAUUGGAAGGAGUCUCCUUACCAUCUUGUCGCUGUGGCGUCGACCGCCGGCGCCAAGGCAAAUGUUCUGCUUGUUGUGCACGUCGAAGAUGUAAACAACCACCAUCCGGUAAUCCUCAGUACCAGCGAAGUGAUGGUGUUCGGUACAGGAACUAACCGAGUUAUCCACCAUGUCGUCGCCGUCGACGAGGACUACGGUAGUCACGCAACCAUCACCUUCGAAAUCAUCUCCGAUCCGUCGAACUGUUUUGACAUCGACCAUAAGACCGGAGCGUUGUUGAUGCUUCGCCAUCCUUCGUCAACGAAUUCGUCAGUCGUCGUUAGAGCAUCAGAUGGUGGAUCGCCAGCACUUUUCGUGGAUCAGGCAAUUACGAUACGGAUAUACGAUGGCACAAAGAACUGGAGGUAUUUUUCUGAAGAUGAACUGGACGUGGAGAUUACAGACACGACACCUGUCGGUACAGUCAUUAAGGCGUUGAAUUUAGAUGGAAGAGCUGCCAUUCGUCUUUUUCCCAGCACGUCCAUUUUCGAAAUUGAUGAAUCUGGAAAAAUCACUUUGCUUGGCACGUUGAUUCCAGGAAAUUAUGUCUUGCAUGUCCUGGCGAAAUCCCCUGACGGCGACGUCGACGCGCUGUUAUUGGCAGUCCAUGUCUCGGCUUCCACGACAACCGCACCGCGGAUCAGCUCCGCGUCCUGCGGAUCGAUUACCGUACCUGAGAAUCGUGUGCUGAAUGAUUUCAAACAAAUUGUGCCAUUAAAUGCAUCUAAAAAUUCUAGGUUCAGAAUUAAAGGGUCCAGCAAAUUUUUCGACAUUGAUCCGCUGACGGGAAAAUUGUCGUCUAUUCCAUUGGAUCGAGAACAUCAUUCAGAUCAUUUGUUGGCCAUCGAAAUAUUUGAAGGACAGAUGUCGGAUUCUUGUUCUGUGCAGAUUACGGUGUCGGACGUUAACGACAACAGCCCACAAUUUUCACCGUCAACUCCACAGGUGAUCAACAUCAAUGACACCGUGGAAGUUCGUGAUCUCAUCUACAGAUUCAUUGCCUUCGACAAUGACAUCGGCGGUGGUGGAUCAGUGCUGUUCGAGCUCGUCGAAGACCCUAGCAAUGCGUUCGAUCUCAAUCCGGAAUCCGGCGAACUGCUCUUUAUGAGAGAGCCUCUGGGUAUUGGAAAGGACUGGAUGAUUCGUGUGAAGGCGUACGACAAAGGACGUCCGUCUCUCGGCACGGAUCGACUACUCACAAUCCAGAAUUCCCGUUCUGAAACGGAAAGGCUGGAGAUGGCACCAAGUUUCUUGAGGCAAAAAUAUGUGGCGAUGAUCGAUGAAGGCCUAACACCUGGGCAAAUAGUGUCGAAAGUAGCGACGUUAUCAAGGGAUUCUCGAAUCACCUACAGCAUUGUCGAAGGGAACACGGACAACGCCUUUGAGAUUGACGACGAUGGUGUGGUGCGAACUCUGCAAGAAUUGGACUACGAGAUUAAGGAGAGCUACGACUUGGAGAUCAUCGCUACUGGAGCGUUCCACCGUCAGAUCAGGACCAGGUUACUCAUUGACGUUCACAAUGUUAACGAUAAUCCACCGGUUUUUCGACCCCUUAACAAGAAAAAGAUCUUAGAAACCGUUCCGAUUGGCUCAUACGUCACUACCGUAGUCGCCAACGAUGCUGACAACCUCGCUACUUUGGAGUACAGCCUCGAUCCGAACGAAGAGCGAUUCGUUAUCGAUCGAUUCACCGGAGUAAUACAUCUGCUUACGAAUUUGGACUACGAGACGGUGGAAGAGAUUAAUGUAAAUGUGCUGGUAACCGAUGGCAAUUUUACCGCCAAGACAUCAUUCGUAGUGGUGGUCAUGGACGUCAACGAUAAUGCUCCUGAAUUUCAGCAGCACUUUGUUGACAUUAAGAUUUCUCAGCCAACCAAGGCUGGUAAUGUGGUCGUGAAGUUGAUCGCUUUCGAUCGUGAUUCUGGUGAGAACGGUCGGGUCUCGUAUUCGUUGGCUGAUACUUACGGAACGUUCCAUCUCGACAGCAAUGACGGAACGCUGACCUUGACCACUCCCGUCACAAGCGGAGUUGAGUUCCUGCUGACUGUGAUUGCGAGCGAUCACGGUUUUCCUCUGAUGUCUUCGACAAUUCCUGUUCGUGUUUUAGUCACUAAGGAUGAUGAAUUACAACGUCGGCCUGUAUUUCCUUAUUCGUCCUACGAGUUCGUGGUAUCGGAAUCCAUAGUGAAAAACGUUGUGUUCGGCAAUGUGUCGGUCAGCCGUGUACCGUAUAUCUACCGUGUCAUGGAUCCGAUUGUGUCGGAGGUCUUCCACAUCGAUCAGUUGGGACGUCUAACGGUAAAAACCGCACUUGACAGAGAAGCGCACGAGUUCUACAGCUUCGCUGUGAGUUAUACACAAAUGUUGUGA